AUGAUUGAUUUCAAAGGUGGUUUAAAAUCACACCAUAAAUCAAAUCAAAUCUUAAUUAAUAGUGAGAUGUUCCCUGCCACAGCAACCUGUGGUAUCAAACAAAAUACAACUGCACACUAUUGCUACUGUUGGGAAGUAGUCGCAACCAACUUACAUUAG
Messenger RNA from Heterostelium album PN500, 159 nucleotides. RefSeq lists its product as uncharacterized. The coding region runs from base 1 to 159 and encodes 52 amino acids. NCBI's taxonomy places the organism in Eukaryota, Evosea, Eumycetozoa, Acytosteliales, Acytosteliaceae. The record is from RefSeq and is a predicted model, not a curated record. The transcript has 3 exons.